Molecule: messenger RNA, 660 nt
Organism: Entrophospora candida
Lineage: Eukaryota; Fungi; Glomeromycota; Glomeromycetes; Entrophosporales; Entrophosporaceae
Source: the annotation of a GenBank genome assembly
AUGCAUUCAGAAAAUUCUUUGCAAAGUAAUUCCAAUAUUGAGCUCCAAGAAUUUUUCAAUAAAUUCAGACCCAAAUAUUGGGCAUAUAAUUUGUAUAUAGAGCAUGCAUCAUCCUUAAUCAAAAAACCAGACUUACGUUCUUUAAAUUCAAUAUAUGGCAGGUCUCUUAGAGGUUUUCUUGAACAUGGUACAAAAGAAGAAAAGGCUUGUGCAAAAACAUUACUUGAUGAAUAUGAAAGUUACAAGCAAAUAAAAAACAAUGAAUCAUGGUACAAAAGAAAUUUAAUAUUAAAUGACGAUUUAAAUAGUGAUCAUAAUGAUGAGGAGUAUGGAGAUAAAGAUGCAAAUGAUAAUAAAAUUGUUGAUUAUUAUAAAAAAACAAAAUUUGAUAAUACUUUUAAUAAUGAUUUCAUCCAGAAGCUCAAUGAAAUAUAUAAUAAUUGUAAAGAUCCAAGUGAUCCAAUAAAAUUUGGAAUAGUUGAUCUUACGAACAAAUCAUAUGAAAAAUAUAAAGAAAACUUUAGCUUGAAUCAGAGUUAUUCCAUAUUUGAUGAUGUACAAAUUAAUUAUUGUUUAAAUAUUUUUAAUAAUAAUUAUAGCAUUAAAGAAUUUACAGAACAUAUAAACAAAAUAGAAUAUUUGCGUGGGGCUAUUGAAUAG